Messenger RNA from Acanthamoeba castellanii str. Neff, 816 nucleotides. RefSeq lists its product as uncharacterized. Lineage: Eukaryota; Discosea; Longamoebia; Acanthamoebidae. The transcript has a single exon. The coding region runs from base 1 to 816 and encodes 271 amino acids. The record is from RefSeq and is a predicted model, not a curated record.
AUGGAGAAGGAGGAGCCACUGCGGGUGCGGCUGGAGCUGGUGUCGUUCGGGUGGGGCUAUGGCCCGGAACGCAGAGAGGGCCAACCGCAGAAGAAGAACCGCGGGGAGUCCAAGAAAACAGCCUCACGGGGCACCCUGUGGGCUGCGGCGCUCAACCUGCGCAAGUUCGCCAACCCGCCGGUGUCGAUGCGGCGUCGGGGCCUGACGGGGCUCGACAGCGAGCUGCAGGCGGCCGUGUGGGCGGCCCCCAAGGCCGAGCUCCACUACGCCAAGGUGCGAGCCGACGUGGUCGCCCUACUCACCGAGCGCCUGCGCGCCCUUCUCGUGAAGGCGCCCGGCAAAUUGGGUACUCAAGAAGCUGAAGAUGGAGAAGGCGAAGACGACAGCGACGAAAAGAACGAAGACGACAGCGACGAAGAGGAAGACAGCGAUGACGAGGACAGCGAUGAUGAGGACAGCGAUGACGAAUCGGAAGAGGAAGAGGAAGAUAAUGCAGAGGGCGAGGAGGAUGAAGAGGAGGACGUGGUGGUGAUCGCGAUCGGUCUGGGGUGCGAGAAGGGCAAGCACAGGUCGGUGGCUGUGGUCGAGCGGCUGCUGCGCGAGGAGUGCCUGCGGACCAUCACGAUCGCCGAUGUCGGAGGGCACGCGGGCCGGCCGGUCGAGCUCGAGGUGGUGGCCCGCCACCGGGACAUCAAAAGAGGCGGCCGUGGCGAUGCAGCGUCAGACGACAAUCGGCCCUUCAAGGGCCGCCGGCGCGCCGAAGCCCGGCAGAGAAAACGCGGCUGCGCAGGCCACGCCGGCGACGAAGACUGCUGA